AUGGCUAACAAUUUUGAUGAUAUUGAUAAUAAUAUUUUUCUUAGUAAACUUGACAAUAUUCUCAGUUUUGUUUCCGUUUAUUCAAAUUAUGUGAUAUUUAUACAUAGUUUCUAUUAUUGGUGUAAUUCUGAACAUUUUCCAUUUGCUAGUGCUUUUUCUAUGAGACAACUGACAAUUAAUAUAUGUUUGAUAGGAAUUGCGAUUUGUGAUUUUUCUCAAAUGUUUUCAUUUCUUGUUAUUUUGACGCCUGAUUUUUAUAAAGCUUAUGGGCCAAAGACAAAUGUAUCUGAUGAUUGUUUACCACCUCAAUCAUACUUUGAGUACAAAAUAGAUGGCAUUUUUACAUCUGUUUCUAGUAUGUCGCAGAAGCUUGCAGUCUGGUUUGGUGUUAGUUUGGCGACUCUGAGAGCAGCUGUCAUCAUGUACCCUACAAACGCAAGCAUUCAAAAUUACACAACAUGGCAUCCGGAUUCUCCUCGCUGUAUUUUUUCUGAACAUUUGUUAUUUCAUCUAUGAAUUCACAGUUCCUUCAACAACGGUAUCGGAAGUCUAUGAAAUUCUUCCAGAAUGUGCAAAUUAUACCGACAAACUUACUUACGAAGCUUAUUUUACUAGUUUCGGCGAACUGAUCUACAGGAUUUCUCUUUUAAUUGAUGGAAUAGUUUUCAAAUUGACACCAUCAAUACUUCUCCCAUUUUUCACAAUAGUUCUACUCUAUGAAAUGAGAAAAAUGAGAAAAGUGGCAGCAGCUCAAUGUUUUCAAACUUCAAAAAGCAAAGACCGAUCAACAAAGCUUGUAACUUUUGUGACAAUCACAUUUUUAAUAUCUACCGCUCCACUGGGAAUAUUAUAUAUUGCAGAGUGUAUUGUUCUGGAAUCAUUUGCGUUAUUAAACUUCUUAGGCAAACUCAAGUCUAUAUUCGUCCUAAUAUCGAUAAUCAAUGGAACUUUACACUUUCUCAUUUGCUUUUUUAUGUCAUCUCAAUAUCGAACUGUUGUGAUAACCGCUAUUGGAUGGAAAUCUGAAAAUUCAAAUGUUGCUGUUAAUAAACCUGUUUGUGAUUUUCAACGAAUCAGUAAAAUGUAA
Caenorhabditis elegans is the source of this 1087-nucleotide messenger RNA. NCBI's taxonomy places the organism in Eukaryota, Metazoa, Nematoda, Chromadorea, Rhabditida, Rhabditidae. The record is from the annotation of a RefSeq genome assembly.